UUUGUAGAUGAAAUCCACGACCUUACCGAUCAGCUCUCCGAGGGAGGCCGAUCCACACACGAGCUUGACAAAGCCCGUAGGAGGCUCGAGAUGGAAAAAGAGGAACUCCAGGCCGCUCUUGAAGAGGCUGAGGGUGCUCUUGAACAGGAGGAAGCCAAGGUCAUGCGUUCACAGCUUGAAAUCGCCACCGUCCGUAAUGAGAUCGACAAACGCAUCCAGGAGAAGGAAGAGGAAUUCGACAACACCCGUCGUAACCACCAACGUGCACUUGAAUCCAUGCAAGCUAGUUUGGAGGCUGAGGCCAAGGGUAAAUCUGAUGCCAUGAGGAUCAAGAAGAAGCUUGAACAGGACAUCAAUGAGCUCGAGGUUGCUCUCGAUGCUUCCAACAGGGGCAAGGCCGAGAUGGAGAAGACUGUCAAGAGAUACCAGCAACAGAUCAGGGAGAUGCAGACAUCCAUUGAGGAAGAACAGAGACAGCGUGAUGAGGCUCGUGAGUCAUACACCAUGGCUGAGAGAAGAUGCACUCUUAUGUCUGGUGAGGUCGAGGAGCUUAAAUCUGCCUUGGAACAGGCCGAGAGGGCCCGCAAGGGAUCUGACAAUGAGCUUGCUGAUGCCAAUGACCGUGUCAAUGAACUCACAUCUCAAGUUUCAUCCGUCCAGGGCCAGAAGAGAAAACUUGAGGGUGAUAUCAAUGCCAUGCAGACCGACCUCGAUGAGAUGCACGGCGAGUUGAAGGGUGCUGAUGAGAGAUGCAAGAAGGCUAUGGCUGAUGCUGCUCGUCUUGCUGAUGAGCUCCGCGGCGAACAAGAUCACAGCAGCCAGGUGGAAAAAGGACGCAAGAACUUGGAGAGCCAGGUCAAAGAAUUCCAGAUUCGUUUGGAUGAAGCUGAGGCUUCCUCACUCAAGGGAGGUAAGAAGAUGAUCCAGAAACUGGAAUCCAGAGUACAUGAGCUUGAGGCUGAACUUGACAACGAACAACGCCGCCACGCUGAGACCCAGAAGAACAUGCGCAAGGCCGACCGCCGUCUCAAAGAAUUGGCCUUCCAGGCUGAUGAGGACAGGAAGAACCAGGAACGUCUCCAGGAGCUCAUUGACAAACUCAACGCUAAGAUCAAGACAUUCAAGCGCCAGGUCGAGGAAGCAGAAGAAAUCGCCGCCAUCAACUUGGCCAAAUACCGCAAAGCCCAGCAUGAGCUAGAGGAGGCUGAAGAACGCGCUGACACCGCCGACUCUACCCUCCAGAAGUUCCGCGCUAAGAGCCGUAGCUCCGUAUCUGUCCAGCGAUCCAGCGUAUCCGUUAGCGCUGCUAACCCGGGAUUACUGAGUCCAAAUGUUGGUCGAGGAAUUAGUACUCGGAGAGAAUCGUCAUCUGCAAAAUAGUUACAUUACCACAAUACAAAUAGGAGUCCCCUAGUUCGUACAGUUACCUUUCCCCUAGAACAAGAGGAUCCUCGGUAAAGAAUUCAUACCAUUCUGUAACACCGUCCAAUGAGGGGGAUUAUGACGGAUAUUGACCAAUCAAAUGACUCCAUGUGGAUUGUGUUCAGAAGAUGCCAGUUUUGCUUUGAAUCCACAUAGUAAAAAACAAUGUUAA
Mizuhopecten yessoensis (Yesso scallop) is the source of this 1594-nucleotide messenger RNA. Its product is annotated as myosin heavy chain, striated muscle-like. Gene Ontology annotation, cellular component: cytoskeleton; cytoplasm; myosin complex. Lineage: Eukaryota; Metazoa; Mollusca; Bivalvia; Pectinida; Pectinidae. The record is from RefSeq and is a predicted model, not a curated record. The transcript is spliced from 6 exons. Gene Ontology annotation, molecular function: protein serine/threonine kinase activity. The annotation marks the transcript as partial. Gene Ontology annotation, biological process: actomyosin structure organization; peptidyl-threonine phosphorylation.